CUUUCAAAAUGUCUGACGCUAAAUAUUUUCAAAGAGGGAAGGUUCAAGAACUUCGUUCUGAGUUAAAUUCGGAAAAGAAAGAUAAGCAGCAUACAAAGAAAAAAACGGUAUUAAAAAAAAUAGUAGCAAAUAUGACGAUGGGAAAUGAUAUGUCAGCUUUAUUUCCUGAUGUGAUUAAUUGUAUGCAAAUCCCCGUAUUAGAAAUAAAAAAAAUGGUUUAUCUUUAUCUUAUUAUUUAUUCAAGAUCGAAGCCCGAUAUGGCUGAAAAAGCUAUUCCGACUUUCAUUAAAGAUGCAGGAGAUCAAAAUCCAUUGAUUAGAGCAUUAACAAUAAGAACAAUGGGAUAUAUUAAUGUAGAAAAGAUAGUAGACGCGUUAGCUGGUCCAUUAAAACGUUGUUUAAAGGAUCAAGAUCCAUACGUUCGUAAAACAGCCGCAAUAACAGUAGCUAAGUUGUAUAUGCAUAAUAAAGGAUUGGUCGAAAAUGAAGGAUUCAUUGAUUUAUUAAGAGAUUUAUUAGCCGAUUCAAAUCCAACAGUGGUGGCAAAUUCUGUUGCUGCUUUAACUGAAAUUUCUGAACGGUCAGAAAAUAUUUCAUUAAAAUUAAACACGAACAUGGCUAAUAAAUUAAUAGCUGCUCUCAACGAAUGUACCGAAUGGGGACAAACAUAUAUACUUGAAUCUUUAAUGUCAUAUGUACCUCAAGAAAUGGGAGAUGCUGAGAUGUUAUGUGAACGUAUCGCGCCGCGUUUACAACAUGCAAAUUCAAGCGUAGUGUUAACAGCGGUUAAAGUAAUAAUGUAUUUAAUGAAUUACAUGACAAAAGAAGAAGAUAUUAAUAUCAUGUGUAAAAAAUUAUCUCCCCCGUUAGUAACACUUCUUUCAAGUGGACCUGAAGUCCAAUAUGUUGCUCUUCGUAACAUUCUUUUAAUUAUACAAAGAAGGCCUGAAGUGCUAAGAAAUGAUAUGAAAGUAUUCUUUUGUAAAUAUAAUGACCCUAUUUAUGUUAAAUUAGCAAAAUUGGAAAUUAUGUUUUGUUUAGCUAAUGCAAGUAAUGUAGACCAUGUUUUAUCGGAAUUAAAAGAAUAUGCUACAGAAGUUGACGUUGACUUUGUGAGAAAAGCUGUAAGGUCCAUUGGAAGAUUAGCAGUAAAAAUAGAGUCGACAGCCGAUAAAUGUAUAGAUGCAUUAUUGGAAUUAAUACAAACCAAAGUAAAUUAUGUGGUACAAGAAGCUAUAGUAGUUAUAAAAGAUAUUUUUAGGAAAUUUCCUAAUCAGUAUGAAAGUAUUAUUGGUACUUUGUGUGAAAAUCUAGAUAAUUUGGAUGAACCUGAAGCAAAAUCAGCCAUGAUUUGGAUAAUUGGACAAUAUGCCGAUCGUAUUGAAAACUCCGAAGAAUUAUUAGACGAUUUUCUUUUUACAUUUUUAGAGGAACCUGUUGAAGUACAAUUAAGUUUGUUAACUGCUACUGUAAAACUUUUUAUUAAAAAGCCUACAGCUGGUCAAGCUCUUGUACCUAAAGUAUUAAAAUGGGCUACUGAAGAAGUUGAUAAUCCUGAUUUACGUGACAGAGGUUACAUUUAUUGGAGAUUACUUUCAACUGAUCCCGUGGCCGCUAAAAAUAUUGUAUUAUCCGAAAAACCAAGUAUCACAACUGAAAGUGAUAAUAUGGAACCUACUUUACUUGAUGAAUUGUUACUACAUAUUUCAAGUUUAUCUUCAAUUUAUCAAAAGUCUCCUCAAACUUUUAUUCAUCAUUGCAAGCCAAGACAAUUAACGGUUUCUCCUGUAUUAAAUAGAAGAUAUCCUGGACAACAACGUAAAGCUACUAAUUUAUUUGAUGCUGAUUUAGAUGAUCUUUCUUCUGGAAAUCUUGGUAAUUACGAAUCAAACCCUUAUCGUGCAGAUGUUGUAAAUAUUGAUGAACGUACUCCCGAAAAUUUACUUUUAGAUUUAUAAAAGAAUUUGUAAUUUAAAAUAUAAAUUUAAUUUAAUUUUUUAAUUUUUUAUUUUUCAUUGUCAAAAACGUGUCUAAAUAGUAUUGAGCUAAAAUGAAUUAAUUAUUCCUAAUUAAGAAGUUUAAUCCAAAUGUUUGGGAUGUGAUAAGCC
Messenger RNA from Rhizophagus irregularis DAOM 181602=DAOM 197198, 2108 nucleotides. RefSeq lists its product as uncharacterized. Lineage: Eukaryota; Fungi; Glomeromycota; Glomeromycetes; Glomerales; Glomeraceae. Gene Ontology annotation, biological process: intracellular protein transport; vesicle-mediated transport. Gene Ontology annotation, molecular function: clathrin binding. Gene Ontology annotation, cellular component: membrane coat. The record is from RefSeq and is a predicted model, not a curated record.